ACCAUUACAGUGAAAAUUAGUUUAAUGUCGUUCUCAGGUUUUAAAUAAAUAGACCCUCGAUAUAUCAUUGUUAAACUUCCCCAAAAUUCCCUCCUCUACACUUCUGUGAUUCUUUCCUUUUCUGCUAUCUCAUUGACUUGAGCAGUUGAGCUUUACAAAACUGGCAAAAACUUUACCUAUGCCCAUUUAAUCAUCCUAGUCAUUUUUCUAUCUUCUCCAUUUAUCUCAUCAAAAUAUUUGUAUGCUGCAACUUCUGUAGAACCGUAACAUAGCUAGAAGAAGCUGAGCAUGAGCCAACUAUUGUGCUUUCUUUUAAUUUUCUCAGUUACCAAGCGUCUUAAGGUGGUUGAUUAUUUGAAGGGCAUUUUGAGUUAAAAGCAAAAUGACACAUAUUUGUGAAACUUGUAAGGCUUUAGAGGAGGACAAAUAUUGGAAUGAGAUUCCACCUAGGAAGCACCGGUUUUUCAAGUUGACGAUUGGUAAUUUUGAGCAACAGCUGCGAAUUCCUAGGAAAUUUGUUGAAUGCUCUAAGGCAGACCUUUCAAGCUCUUGCACUCUAAGAGGUCAAAGUGGGAAUAUAUGGAAAGUUCAAAUACAAAAAACUGAGAAAGAUGUCCUGUUUGCAGAUGGUUGGGGUAACUUUGUGACUGAUCAUGGUAUUAAGUAUGGUUGUUUCUUGGUCUUUAGCUAUGUUGGAGACUCCUCUUUUGAGGUAUCGGUUUUUGAUGCUACUGGAUGCGAGGUAGAAGGUUCACACUUCACAAGGAAUACAAACAUGUCCUUGAACACUACUUGUAGAAGCCUCUUACACGUGGAGAACGAUGAAUCUAAAGGUGACAGAACAUUACAAGCUGAUAUUGAUGACUCUGUAGAAGUAAUUGCAGUGGAAGAUGAGGAACAUGAUUCAGAUUCUUCAUCUCAAGAAAACAAUUUCAGAGGUAGUAAGAGUUCAAAAUGUAAAGAUGCAGAUAACAGGACUGAGAUAGUACAUGAAGAAGAAGAUCUGGAAUCAUUAUCUGAUUCAUCUCAUAAUGUGAAGCGCUUUCAUAAUCUUAGUCUGAAUGUGAGAAAUAGAGCAUGCCAAGUGAGACAACCUCAAAAGUAUUACAAAUCAAACAGGCGGAAGGUUACAGAGCAAGAGAAGCAAGGUGCACUUAGCAAGGCCAUUAGUCAUAUGAGUAAGAGGCGUCAUAUGAUUGAAAUUGUGAUGAAGUGUACACAUGUUUAUCGCGGCUUUCAUCUGACCAUCCCUAAAGAAUGGGCUGUAAAACACUUGCUUCAGAAGUCUGAUCAUGAUGUUAUACUCCGGGUUCCAGGAGUAGAGGAGAGCUGGACGGUGGGAUGCAGAUGGACACCUUCGCAAUGUCAGUUCAGACCAGGGUGGUCGACUUUUGUUUUUGAGAACAAUCUUGAGGAGCAUGAUGUUUGUGUAUUUGAGCUGCUUCAGAAAGGAGAUUUGAGUAACAAGAAAUAUUCUGUCUUUGAUGUUCACAUUUUCCGGGUUGUUAAAGAAGUAGUUCCCUUGACUGUGUUGAGAGGCAUUAAAUAUAGCGUCUAAUGUAAUUGUAAGUUCUGACUAUCUAACAUGAGUUUAUUUUCUAAGAUAAAGUACUGAAAUCUAGAGCAUACAACAUGUAGACUUGCAACUUAUUUUCAGCUCUGAUAAAAUGCAGACUUCUGUAGUUUUGUUACCUUUUGCAUUACUAUGUAUGCAAUAUUGCAUUCUUCU
Molecule: messenger RNA, 1729 nt
Organism: Chenopodium quinoa (quinoa)
Lineage: Eukaryota; Viridiplantae; Streptophyta; Magnoliopsida; Caryophyllales; Amaranthaceae
Product: B3 domain-containing transcription factor VRN1-like
Exons: 5
Coding region: 383-1558 (391 amino acids)
Molecular function (GO): DNA binding
Source: RefSeq, a predicted model, not a curated record